This is a messenger RNA of Tripterygium wilfordii, 839 nucleotides long. RefSeq names its product mitochondrial import inner membrane translocase subunit PAM16 like 2-like. Gene Ontology annotation, cellular component: TIM23 mitochondrial import inner membrane translocase complex. NCBI's taxonomy places the organism in Eukaryota, Viridiplantae, Streptophyta, Magnoliopsida, Celastrales, Celastraceae. The coding region runs from base 232 to 585 and encodes 117 amino acids. Gene Ontology annotation, biological process: protein import into mitochondrial matrix. The record is from RefSeq and is a predicted model, not a curated record. The transcript is spliced from 5 exons.
AUCUCUCCAGUAAGUUCCUUGCGCUUCUUCCGUAGGGUUUUUGGCUGUGGAUUCCUACGUUGUUCCGGUUUUGGUAUAUUUUCGGUCCCUUUGUUGUUCGUAUCAAAAUCGUUUAAAGCUUCUUAUACCUCCUUCAAAAUCCAAUUUUGUUCGUCGACAAGUCGAUCAAAAUUUUGAUACCUCGAAUCAAAAUAGCGGAAUAGAAGAUCGAUCUAUCAGCCUAAUUAAGCUAUGGCAGCUAAGAUUCUUGCAAACAUAAUUUUGGCAGGAUCUGCUGUAUUAGGGAGGGCUCUUAUUCAAGCUUAUCGCCAAGCACUUGCAAAUGCAUCAAAAACUGGAGUGGCCAAUGAGACAAUACAAAAUGUGGUUCGUAGCGGCAGCAAAGUCAUGACAGAGCAAGAAGCUCGACAGAUUCUUGGCGUGAGUGAAGGGACUGCUUGGGAAGAGAUAUUGAAGAAAUAUAACGUGUUAUUUGAGAGGAAUGCCAAAAAUGGGAGCUUCUAUCUUCAGUCGAAGGUUCACAGGGCUAAGGAAUGUUUAGAGCCUGUUUAUCGAAGCAAGGGUGAGGGUGGUACCCCUAGUUGAGAGGAUUCUUUCCUUGAUAUUAUUUUUUUUAAAAUGGAGGAUUACUACUUGCUCAUAAUGACCUUUGUAUAAAUGUUACUCUUUUGAGCACCAAUGUCUUGAAAGCUGGAAAUUGUACUCUUUAAGCUUGUCUUGCUUUGCUCCUUCAAAUGUCAAAUGACUCAGAUGUAUGUUAGAAACUUGUAAUGUUGAGUUUAUCAGUUCAUUGUUAGAAAUAAAAAUAUGUAAGUUGGAGUAAAUCCUCCAUCGGCUGA